Messenger RNA from Alternaria atra, 3351 nucleotides. RefSeq lists its product as uncharacterized. Gene Ontology annotation, molecular function: ATP binding; protein serine/threonine kinase activity. Gene Ontology annotation, biological process: peptidyl-threonine phosphorylation; peptidyl-serine phosphorylation. Bases 1 to 3351 code for a protein of 1116 amino acids. The transcript has 5 exons. The record is from RefSeq and is a predicted model, not a curated record. Lineage: Eukaryota; Fungi; Ascomycota; Dothideomycetes; Pleosporales; Pleosporaceae.
AUGUACGACAACUACCUUGCGCGUAGCGAGAGCGACCGGAAUCUUCGCGAACAGCUAGCCAGACACGUAUCACGUGACGAAGUGGAAAUCAUCAUCAGGGAUUUCCACGAAGAGAAAUGGAGAUAUUGUCCUUUGACCUUGACUUUGGACAUGGAUGAGAACUUACAUGGGACAAAAGUGAUUCCUCCGUUCUGUUUGAAGACCAAGCUCCCCGAUAAGGGAGGCACUGCAUCGAUAUACUGGGUAGCUGUGCAGAAGGACCUCAUUUCGGAUAUCGCUCUUGCACGUGCCUUGCAAGACUCGAUCUAUAUGGACGAAGACUUUGGAGAGUGUUACCAAAUGGUGCUCAAAUCUUACUGCGGCGACAGGAAGCGAGAUUUCGAAAUGGAAAAAGAGGCAUUUUCCGGCUUGCAGUCGAGUGACCAAGUUCCGAUACUGCAAUACUUAGGUUCCUAUACCCAUGAUUAUGGCGAGGGCAAGGAACUGGGUAAGACAUAUAAUAUGCUGCUGGAAUAUGGUGAAAACGACUUGUACCAAGCUUGGGCGGAUGAGACCAACGUUCCCCCCGUUCAGGCCCAGGAGAUUCUCCAGAACUGGAAAUCGCUAUUCGAAGUCGCCAAAGCCAUAGGUCACGUUCAUGAUCUCGAGAUUAAGCGAGGCAUGAGUGAACCCUGGAGGUUUCACGGUUGGCAUGCAGACAUCAAACCAGACAACAUCCUUAGCGUUCGUGGACGCCUAAAGCUGGCUGACUUCGGCUUCUCGAGCUUUGCGCCUGUAAUCGAGGGCCACGGCGGUUCAGAACCAACAGAGUUGAUAAGGGGAUUUACCGAUACAUAUGGUGCACCCGAAGUAUCUCGCAUGAAGCAACCGGACGGCACCUUGUCCGGAGUAUCAAAGUCUAUUGACGCCUGGUCAUUUGGUUGUGUACUAUCAGUGGCUGCGACGUGGAUAGUGUUGGGAUUUCAGGGCCUCCGCCAAUACGAGCGGCUACGACAACUAUCUCCAGCAAACAAUACGAGCAGCCAUCCUUUAGAUCGGUUUCACAACGGUAUCCAGGUUCUACCUGAGGUUGGAAAGUGGCAUGACUAUCUCCGAGGACAUCUUCGUUCCUCCGAUACGACAACCGAACUGGUAUUGGAACUGGUAGAAACGAGGCUGCUACAAGCAGAUCCAGCAACGAGGUACAACAUGAAGAAACUAUGUGAGAAGCUGCAAGACUUGAGUUUUCUGGCCGAGAAGAAGAUCACGCAUCUCGAAAAGCACUCAAGAGACACGGAUCCCAUAGUCAUGAAAGCCCUUUCCAACAUAGAGGAAGAAGCUCAAAUCCAGAAAUCGUCUGAGCCCAAGCUUAACCUUUUACAACAACCUCUACUACAGGUCAACCCUCGGGAGCGAGCAUCGAUGCAAAUCAACAAGGAAGAAAUGAUCAGGAACAAGCCACUCGGUCAAACAGCGCAUCGUAAAGAAAUCUUGGAAAAAAAGCUUGAAGAUUGCCAUGUCAUGAAGAUGGUCACCGAGCCACUUGCAAAUGGUUAUGCCCACUUCGGCGCUGUUACGGAUAGUCCGACCGACUCAACGCCUCCAAGGGAACUACAAUUUGGUGGCCGCAGAGCCAAGCCCCUAAAUCCCCAGCUUCGACCACUGGAACAGGGUCAGUCACGUACAGGCUACGAUACACCAGAAGGCGUAGGUCAUCAUAUAAACUUUGUCCCUCCAGCUACACCACCAUCAUCUGAUCGCAAACACAAAUCGCCUAGCGCUAGUGCUGGGCUUUACGACGACAAUGCCAUACCACUGGCUUUCGGUCCACAUACUAGCCUCAAUCAGGAAAAGCCCAACGUCCAGAUUUCAACAGCGGAUUCGCCCUCGGAGAGGUACCCCACCGGAUUCGCACAGUCAGAUGGUGCUUCAAAGUUACAAUUUAGAUCUGGACAUAGGGAACUCGUCUUUCCGAAACUCCAACUUCCUUCAUCAAGCGUGUCUAGGCCAGAAAAGACUGUUUCUACGGCAGGAUCUCCUCCACAUACAUCCGAACAAAGCACCAGCGAAGAUGACGUCGAAGCCCAGAGCUCACCUUCACCGAGCUAUCACCCAAACCGCCAGAGUCAUGAUGGUACAGCUCCUGUGGUAUCUAAUAGAAGACCCAUGGACUCUCCAUUCGACGAGCAAGGCAUGAAUGGGCCGAUCUUUGAGGCACCCGAGACUUCCAGGCAGGUUGGAACUGUAGAGAUUUUUGGUCCCUCAAUCACAGUCUCGCAUCCUCAGGAUACUCAGUCUCCACAAGAUCGACCAAAGACACCCGAAUCGAGCGAUCAUGUUGACGAAGAGCAAGCUGUAGAGAAAGAGCUUGUUCCGAACAUCCAGGCAUCUACGAGAUCCAACGAUUCUUUGCCGCGGCCACUUCCGGAGUCUGUCUUGCUUCUACCUUACGAUAUCUGUCACAGGAGGAAGGAUCUCGACGAGCAGGUUUCAAAAGGGUUUGCGAAAGGGCUUGAGAAAGUGAAGGGUAGUUUUGGCAUCGAAACCAAAGCGCGAGAUGCUAGCCUUGCAGAGACUUUCAGUGACCCACGCGAACUUAUCUUUGUUGUCGAUAACGGGUGGACAAUGUCCAGGCACUGGCCAAUUGUCACGUUCGUUGCACAAACACUCGCCAAAAACGCCGCUGGUCUAGAUAAGAGCGGCUUCGAUCUCAAAUUUACGGUCGAUGGGCUUAGGCAUAACCAACAGCGCUUAAAGGGUGAUUCAGGUCGAAAAAAGCUGAAAAAAGCGUUGAAGGCAGCAUGGCCAGAAUAUAAGGAGAAUGCCCACGUCACCACGGAUAUGGCCCGAGUUUUUGAAAACAUCUUCGAGGAGUGGAACGGUAGUAGCCAACCGGCUACGACACUACUCGUUCUUACUGACGGCGUUUGGUCUAACAAAAGCCACAGUGUAUUAAACAAGACCAUCCUCAAUAUCGCCGAACGAGACCGACUGCAGACGGGUAACCGGCAUUUCAGCAUUCAAUUCAUUCGAUUUGGCGAUGGGAAGGAUGAAAUAACUCGAUUGCAAUGGCUGGACGACAGCCUAUGCGUUGAAAACAAUUUCAGAGACAUCAUUGACCACUGCUCAUGGCGCGCCAAAGUCGACAAGAUGUUCAGAGGGAGCAUCGAAGGCUUCGCCGACGAGCAGGAUUCCGAUGAAGAACCACCCCCUUACGACUACAAGGAGCUCGUCAAUCUCUUUAAUACUUUCAAUACCGGCGAAGAUGCUACGCUAUCUCCGACCGGUACCCUAUCCCGAACGCCGUCGAGAGUAUCGCGUCGCUCUUCUGCCUCCCUAUCGCAUUCGGGGGACUGGACAUGGCGACGUUAA